GUCGGAUCCGCGGACGCGGACGCGCCUUUACUGUAACGGUUGAACCACAGUCCACCAAGAGCAGAGCAGAGCAGAGCAGAGACGAGACGAGUUGGACUGGGACACGGUUGCGCUGAACCCUCUCGAGAUGCCUUUUCAUCUAAUUGAAUUUCAAGCAAGCGAGGACAUUGCUGUUGUGCCAAUUGACUGGUAUGAUGACGGGAUGGUGUACUGGCUCAACUUUAAGAGCACUGAACGUGUGAAAAGGGCAGCUGCUAACGAGGAGAAGCAUGAGCCAAACUGGCCAAGAUAUGACGUAAAGGUCAUCAGAACUUGUGACACCUACAAAGACGCCGUUAGGCUUAUGAAUCAAUAUCAGACCGGCUGCAACACCUCUGAGCUACAGUCUGAUGCAGAGCAGGAGGGUGAGCUGCCAGAGAAAAGAGUCAGGAAGCCAGUCCAUCGUUUCGGGGACUCCGAUGAGAGUGAAGAAGAGCCAGAAAAUGGUGACUUUGCAUCUCUGAGGUCGUCACGACCUUUCAAUUUGCCUGGUGUAUCAGCUGAAGCCUCAAGCUCAAGCCAAUUGCACUGGCAGACUCCACCAUCUCACCGAGUGCCAGGCAGCAGAGUAACUACUCCUCAACCUGGAGAAAACUGUCUAGCACCUGACCAUGGGGCAGGACAGCAACACCCUUCACCACCUCAACUACCUGCACCCGCAUUUAACAUGCGGAGAGUUACUCAAGGAACGGCAGGCCCUCCACAACUCCCUCCACCCCCCGCACCAGCCCUCAACAUGCGGCGAACAGAGGAGCCCUGUUCAAGCCUGACCUACAGACCAACAUGGCGAGGGGGAAGAAUGACCGAUGCCAUUCCCUGCUCUGUGGCUGAGGUCCACAUCCUUAGCCUGCUGGAAACCAUUAAACAGCAACAAGACCAGCUUGUGGCAAGGGUGAACUACCUCAGCAGCAGGCUGAACAGCACCCCGGGGCCAGAUGUUGAGAUGCCCGACAAUAUCCAUUUUCCCCUGGAACAUUUGGAGGCAGUGGAGGCAUUUGAAAUGUUUUUAAAGGAACCGUCAAAUGGCCCAGCUCGACAGAGAGUGAUUUCUUCUUUAGCCACCAUUGGAGGCCAGGAUGUGAAGAGGGUGACCUGGAACAUCCUGGGCAGGCUCUUCACAGAUGAGGUGUCUCCUCAAAUAAACUGGAAGGGUGUUAAUAACAAAAAGCCCUUCAGUAGGAUGGCAACGAAGACCUUGCUUUUCAGUGCUGUGAGGAAAAACACGGUGACACGGUCAGCCACGGAUGCGGAGGUCACCAAGCACGCAAUCAGGUGGUUCAACCUGGCGGGGGAUCGGGCAACGAGGAGACGUGUCCCGCCUCCAUCCACACAAACGGAGUAAUAGGAAAAAUAAGCAAUAAACAACCUUUUUAUUGAACUUCUUGUCGUUCACCAGUUAUUCAUUUUCUGAUAUUUUAGCUGUGCAUAGCGCAGCAUUUCAUUGAAGUUGUAGCCUAAUAG
This is a messenger RNA of Onychostoma macrolepis, 1500 nucleotides long. RefSeq lists its product as uncharacterized. The record is from RefSeq and is a predicted model, not a curated record. NCBI's taxonomy places the organism in Eukaryota, Metazoa, Chordata, Actinopteri, Cypriniformes, Cyprinidae. The transcript has 10 exons. Bases 128 to 1381 code for a protein of 417 amino acids.